Molecule: messenger RNA, 684 nt
Organism: Fulvia fulva
Lineage: Eukaryota; Fungi; Ascomycota; Dothideomycetes; Mycosphaerellales; Mycosphaerellaceae
Exons: 2
Coding region: 1-684 (227 amino acids)
Biological process (GO): regulation of DNA-templated transcription
Molecular function (GO): DNA-binding transcription factor activity
Source: RefSeq, a predicted model, not a curated record
AUGAAUACCUCGCAGUGGACAACAUCACCUGCAAACAUGAAUGACAACGCAAGUCCGCCAAGAACUGUACAACCCGAGACAGCAUGCUUCACGACAGAUGCUGAGGUUUACUGGCCAGAAUGGCAGUGCUAUUAUGACGAGGGUCUGGAUGCACAGACAGCAUCCAGUAUGAUGUGUGCGACAAACGAGCGGCAACCGGAACCACAAUCGCAAUGGCCUACACAAAGCAAUCCGCCAAGUGCCAGCCGCAGUCCAGUUGAGGUGGCGACAGCAUCGCCUUCACCCACAUUCUCCAUGAAUGGCAAGAGUCCUGGCGAGUCGGCACCUGAUGGCCGGGUGCUGAAGAGGAAGGCACAGAAUCGUGCAGCUCAGCGUGCUCACCGCGAAAGACAACGAGUGCGUGUGAGCGGACUGCAUGAUAAGAUUGAAAGACUCCAAGAUCGCUGCAAGCAACUACAGGCUCGGAAUCAGAUGUUCGAAGCUCUCUUUCAGAGGUUCUUCCGGGAUGGCGUGUCACUACUUGGGAGUAGGAACUCGACAGAGCCGCUCGAACUUACCUUUGACGACACUUCUUCGGACGACGAAGGCGAUGAGCCAGAUUGUCGGGUGAACAAGGCGAGCACCGACCCUGAUAGUCAGCGACGUCGGCGGAAACCGGAGAUAGGAUCUAGCGCCUCCAUAUGA